AGAGAGAGAGAGAGAGAGAGAGAGAGAGAGAGAGAGUGUGUGUGUGUGUCCUUCCCUCUCCUAAUCUUUUCUCUCGCGCCCACUCUGGAACUGCUCUGCUUCUCUGGACCUUUCCAGAGACGCAGUCUCGAAGCAGAAGGCUGAAAAAAGGAUUGCUCUCGCUUGUUUUGUUUUUCCCUCAUCUGUCUUUUCCGUCUCCGUUCUCCUCAUUCAGGGUUUGGGUUGUUGGUUAAUUUCUUGCGAGACCGGCGAGGUUGGAUUAUUGGUGCGCGCUGCCUGCCUUGUGAGUGUGUGUGCUUAGCAGGAGGUGCGGUGGAGUUGCGAGGAAGAGAUGUCUAAGAUCGGAGGGAAAAUUGUGCUUAUCCUUAGCUUCGUGUUUCUGACGACUUGCCUCGAUGCUGCGAAAGGGCUGCCCUUGAGGAAACAGCGCAACCACAGUCCGAAGGAAAGGAACUAUAAGUUGGUAGAGAUCUCUACUUCAUCCGACACGGCUUCAAUCAAAGAAGACGAAAUGCCGCAGUCUAACAAGGUCCGGAACCUGAGGCGAAAUGGACAGGCCAUGCCACACAGGCAGAAACGCCGUUGGCCACUACAACAUGCUGCAAGGAACCAGUUGGCACCGCUCCAGCCAGGUGGCGCAACUCAGGAGGAGAGCACGCCCUUUGUGCUGGACUUGAAGAACCUGCCAGGCUUAGCCAAUGUGGACCUGAGUGCCCAGAAUCCAAAUAUACAGGUGACCAUUGAGGUCGUGGAUGAUCCUCAGGCUGAGAUGGAGAUGGACCUGCUGAAGGAAACUAGCAAUGACUGGUCUCUGACCUCCUCUGAGUGGCUGUCCCACAAAGACCUCUUCUGGCCACUUUUCUGGGAGUACACGGACCCCAUGGAGGAAGGGGAGGAAGGGGACAAUUUGGACAUAAGGAGCAGGGGGGAAGAAGAAGACGAUGAUGAUGAAGAGGAGGAGGAAGACUACACUUCAGAGUAUGAUGAGGAAGAAACGGUGCUGAGUGGAGUGGGAGGUGACUGGGACCAGCGGUGGCCCCAUCAGAAAAACUGGAUCUUCAAAGAGAAGUAUAAUUACGACUAUGAAGACGAAGAGGAGUGGAGCCCUUGGUCUCCGUGCACUGUAACCUGUGGCACAGGCAACCAGAAAAGAACCCGGUCUUGUGGCUACGCAUGCACUGCUACAGAGUCAAGGACCUGUGACCUGCACCGCUGUCCUGGAGCAGAUGGGGAGUUGUCUCUUGCCACAGAAGAGACACCAUUUGAAGCUGAGAAUGCCACAGAGAUCCUAAACUCAGAUGUGGACAGCUGUGAGAAGUGGCUCAAUUGCAAGAGCGACUUCCUCAACAAAUACCUGAGCAAAGUGUUGUCGGACCUACCCAGCUGCCCCUGCUCCUACCCACUGGAAGCUGUCUACAGCGCCGUCAACCUGCGGGACGAGCGGCAGGGCAAGAACUUCCGCUGGCGAGAUGCCAGCGGGCCCAAGGAGCGGCUGGACAUCUACAAGCCCACAGCCCGCUUCUGCCUGCGCUCCAUGCUCUCCCUGGACAGCACCACGCUGGCUGCACAGCACUGCUGCUAUGACGAGAGCGCCAGGCUGAUCACGCGAGGCAAGGGGGCUGGGGCCCCCAACCUCAUCAGCACCGAGUUCUCCCCCGAGUUGCACUACAAGGUCGACAUGCUGCCCUGGAUCCUCUGCAAAGGGGACUGGAGCAGGUACCACGCCGUGCGGCCUCCGAAUAACGGGCAGCGGUGUGCUGACAACCCCCCAGAGGAAGAGUACCUCUCUCAGUUACAGGAGGCUAGGGAGUAUUAACGUAGGGGGGAAAACCAAAAAACGCAGGGAGCAGGACGUUUUUGGUCUCCCGCGCAACAUACUAGAGAGUAUAACAGGGCCUCUUUUCUUCUCUCUCCUCCCCUCAGCUUUUAUGUCAACAAAGGCCUCCGCUUCAGAAUGGCUACAGAGCCGCUGCUUGUUUUGCAUUCCCUUGGUAACCAGGUAGUCUGUAGGAAACCUUAGUGUAAACUCUACAGUGGCUUCUGCCCUGUCUUCUACAUAGUGGCCUCCAGUUUCAUUCCUGACUUCCUCGUUACCCAAAAGUUGCCACGAUUGGCCUAAAUGGACUGUGCCAGAAAGCUUGCUGUGGCCAUCCUGAGGGAUUAUAGGGGUGGAAAGAGCCAGAGGAAAGGGGGGAAGGUGUCUUUCAAAAGACCCAUUUUAUACUCCACACAAGCUGUCGAACAAAGGCAGACUGGGAGAUCUCAUGGCCUAAAACUCUAAUCGGGUGCUUGAAGGUUUUGCAUAGAGUCUGUAAGCAGUCUCAAAGUGAAUGACUCAAUACACCUAAAUUCUGUUUUUAGCUAAAAGGGAAACUUGGUUGGACAUAUUGAGAGUGACAGGUCUGGCUUAAAGUGUCUGUUGUCUUGAUGUAGUCCCAGGGCAAGAGAAAGGAUGAUGUUCCACACAGUUUGGGAGAAACUGGGAUGGAGGGGUGCUGGGUUGUGUAUGUGCUUUGGAAUGUAAGUUCUGGGACAUCCCCUAAAGUGGAUGAGUGUCAGAUGAAGCCAACCUGCUUGCUAGGUUGAUAGAACAAUCUGGAUCUCAUUUCUAUCCAGCAAGUCAGAUAAGGAACCGAGCAAAUGUUUUAAAAUUUAUUCUUCUCUUCAGGCCAGAGGCAGGGCAGAAAACUAAGCCCAACACAUUUAUAAGACUCCAGGGGAGGAAUUGAACAUCUUGCCCUUCUGAGCAUUCUGUCAACACAAGCAUUUCCGCUGGCUUGCAAGACAUGACAAUCCUGAGCACAGUUCCUGGUUGUUGUUGUUGUUGUUGUUGUUGUUUUAAAAAAGAAACCUGGACCAAUUGGAGGGGCAGGGGGAGAAGAGUCGGGGGCAGGGUGAAGUUCUUGUUCAAGGCUUCUGCUGACAAGACUCAAUAGUUGAAUCCUAAGCCAGGUGUCCUGGGAAAAGUUGCAGUUCUGAGCAACCUCAGUUGCAUGGGAAAGAACAAAGCCCAUGUCUUCCAGCCAAACCUUUUAAAUUUCAUAUACCAGAGGUAGCCAACACGAUUCUUUCCACAUCUAGCCACCCCUGAUAUAGAACUUCAUUCUGAGUUUUGGAUCUGAUGUUUGGCAGAGGAUUGGUUGGAACAACCCAGUCAUGGAUUUCUCACAUUGCUGUUUGGUUUCUCAACUUGUGAGGGAAAGAUCCAGCUUUCCAAAUUUCAUGUUUCUGUUUUGUUUUGGGAUUUUAACUUUUGGUCUAGUUCCUUUAUCAUUGGCAGUGCAGGGACGGGUUUGCCUCUUGAUACAGUGGGUGACAGCUGGGUUGUGAGUGAAGGGAUUAGUCCUAGAGCUAGUGGUGCUCUGGAGCUUUAAAUAAAGCAAGCCCACAAUUCUUUGCAAAGUAGUUGUGCAAACUUGCAUAUUUGUCUUGCACAAUUUAGUCUACUUUUCCUAGUUUUGAGGAAGGGCAAAGAGCCAUCAGACUGAAACCCUUGUUUUCUCUUCCAUAUUGUGAAAUUUUGCCAGGCAUCAGCUGGAAAGGUGUUCCUUUUUUUAAAAAAAAAAUAAAACUUAAAUUUUCAGGGUGCUAAAUUUUAUACUCAGUACUAACUUCCACAUUUGCAUGCAGAGCAUAGCAGCCACCAUUUUAUUACUCUCUGGUAGCCAGAAAGCCUGCCUAGGCGCUCCUAAUCUUUUCUCUGUACUUUGAGAACUAGGAGGUUUCUAUUCUCUUAACAUUAAAGGUCAUAUUUUCAAGGUUCUGUAUCAUAAUGUAGAUUCUGCAUUAUCUGUCAUGCAGAUUCCUACGACAGCGUUCACCCUUCUCUGAUGCUCUGUAAGGUGUUUGCCAACUUGGGAGCACACCUCUUGUUCCUGCUGAAGUCAAUAGCAAUAACUCUAAUUGGUUUGAAAUUGAGUAAGAUUGCUGCCUUGACCUUUAUAUCAAGGUUCUUUUGAGCCGACGCCACAUUCAUGCCAUACUUUUAAACCACUGUUACCAUUUUAAAAAGUUGUGGCUUCCCUCAAAGAAUUCUGGGAGAUCUAUUUCAUUCAGGAUGCUGAGAGUUGUAGGAGAAGCCUAUUCCCAUCAUAGAGCUCCCAGAAUUAUUUGGGAGGAGCUGUGAUUAUUUAUAGUGGUAGCUUAGUGCUUAAAAUGUAUCAUGUGAAAGUAGACUUGCCCGCUGACUCCAAGGACGGGAGCCUUUUGUUGGAAGAUGAUGCAGAGUCCAGAACCACCUUCUUUUACAGGACAUCCAGAACAGCCAGAAAUUGGAAGCUUGUGUGCUGUCCCUUCUUCUACCAGUUUCAUUAGUGAUGUCUUAAGUUUAUGGAACUUCAUCUUGCGGCCUUUAGUCCCCUUUAAGUGGUGAUUGGCCUUAUAGGCAUUCCAGCAAAUUUUGUUGUGUGUUCCUGGCGGCGCAACAUGUCUGGCAGACUCCAUGAUGGACAAGCCAUGAUCUCAAGAUGUUUGGACCGCUCAAAAGACUGUUGGGGGAGAGGAGAAGUAGGUCAGCUUGGGCAUUGCAACAAGACCCUUCUUUCUUUUCACUAUUUUGCUGUCACUGCAGCAAACUGAGUAUCUUAAAAAAACAAAGCCUCUCUUUCUCCCUUAAAGCUCACGUUUAUUGCUCAGGACUGACACAGGCUGUUGGACUGGGAUGGUUCUGCUGUGGCAUCUAGUAAUACUGUAAUAAUAAUAUAAUAAUAAUAAUUUAUUAUUUAUACCCCGCCCAUCUGGCUGGGUUUCCCCAGCCACUCUGGGCGGCUUACAACAGAAUAUUAAAAUACAAUAAUCUAUUAAACAUUAAAAGCUUCCCUAAACAAUAAGUACAUUAGGAAUCAGUAGGUCUGCUGUCUUAUGUGGACUUCCUGAGUGAAAAAUGUACCUGUGAUCCUGGAAAUAAUGAAGGCGCUAGGGAGUUUUGUCCUAUUGCCUGCUUCUAUCUUCUGCUUCUGUCUCCAAACACAAUCUUAAACUGGUGCAUUUUGCUGCAUUCAGUGGCUUGGCUUGUUUAUGGCUCCACCUUGUAAGUUGCUACCAUCAGAUGCUGUCAUUCUCUAGCCCAGGAUUAGGCGACCUUUUCUGUUGGGGACCACAUUUCCAGGCAGAAAUAGUCUGUCAGGGGGCCACAUAAUUCCAGCAGCACAUGGGACCCAGAGUCAAAGGUAGGUGGGGCUACCGCCUUUCUUUCUCUUUCUGCCACCCUCUUUCCCCAUAUUUUUGCCCUGAAACUAAGUCCAGGACUACAUCUUAGGGCCACAGGUCACGCCCCCCCCCUCCUGCUGCAGCCCUUUUUUGUGGCAUCUUCUCUCAGCUCAGGCUCUUGUGUUUAGAAAAUUGUGCUAAUAAAACCAAAAGGUGUGCUGGCAGAGAAAAUAAGUGUUUAGGAAGAAGAAGCAUAAUGAAAUUAAUUUGAAUGCUCUGGGGGGCUACAGGAAGUGCGGGCAGAUAAAUGCUGAAAGUUGCUGGUGAAGCCAGAAUGAAGGCUGCAGCCUGCCGCUUGCUGAUUUUUGUACUUCCAGAGCCUUCUUCCACCCCCCCUCCUAAAAGACUGCUAUUCCCUAUCACGGCCCUGCUCACAUCUGAUAUAGCGGGGUCCGUUGUCAAUAAACGUUGAUCUUUAAUUUCUCACAGGCAAAGAAUAGCCAAGUGCAUUCUUCAAGCUAGCUUCUGGAUAGAUUGUUCACUACUUUUAAAAAUCAGCACCCAUGGGGACCUUGUUAAUGCUAGAGGUCCAUAUCCUUUGGGGGGAAUCUCUUGCCCCACAUGCAAGUGUGUGCCUGUGCAGAGCCAGGUCAGAACACUCCAAGGCAGGGUUUGGGAAAGCUUUGUCCUAUGACAAGACUGUUGACCCACUGGCAAAAUGUGUCCCACAGCCAAAGGUAGGCAUAGCUUGAGCCGGCGAUGGGUGGAGCCAAAGUGGGUGGAAUUUGAAGGCUUGCAAAAUAGCUCUCACCCUCAAUCCCUUCCCUCUCUCUCCCGUCUUUGCUCACAUACAAAUACAUAAAGGGAAAGUGAUUUCUAGGAGGACUGCUCAGAGAGCAACAGUGAGACAAGAUAACAAUGGGGAAAGCCUUAGCUUUCACCAUUGGGUGGGUGGAGCAUGUAUGAGUCACAGAGGCCUGUCAGUUUGAUCUCUCUACCACUAGCAUAUCAAAUGCCACUGUUUUCACAAGCACCUUAGACUCCCAGAAAGUGUUGCGGUCUCAUUUGGGUGAGUAUAUACCAAGGAACAAGGGUUUAUUUUUAUACCAUGUAACUAAGAUUCUGUCUGGCGAUUUCUAUUUAAGCUAUAUUAAAAAGAAAAGAAAAAAAGUAUUGUAUAUUGUCCCUGCCACAUAAUUUUAUUCCUAUUAUCAGCACACUGUUGUAUAAAGAUAGUUAGUUCAACAAAAAUGGCAUUAACGAGAUCUCCUUUAUCUGAAUUUAGAUGAAAGCACUUUAUUUCAAAGUACAGUACAUGUGUUUGUGACCAACAUUAUUCAGAUAUAAUAUUGCUGGGCGGUUUAGUUUAUUUUGAAAGGGACGAUGCAGCCCCAAAUGAUGCACAUUUUAGCUAUGUGCUUUGCAAUCUCCCUUGGCAUUGUGUUGGGUGAACCUAGGAGAAAAGGGGCAUCCAGGUAUUUUCUAUUAGGGCAAGGACACAUGGAGAAGGAAAACCCCAGAAGAAUCUUUGUUCUAGCUUGGCUAGGAACCACUCUUUUCUGUGGCAUUUUGAGAUUCCUCGCUGGGUGGGGUGGGGGUGGAGGUGGGGAAGGGUCUUUUGGGAACUGCACACUGCCUUGUUUUCCAAAGAGGAGUGAAUGUUUUUGAUGUGGUUCUGUGGGGUGGAGGGUUGGGCCAGGUUCCUACUUCAUGACUGGUUCACUCGUCCCAAGUUUUUCCACUGCUUUUCAGUCUUCUCCUUGUACAGUAUUUAUUGCUUGUAAUGAUUAUGAUAGCAGAAAGGAAUGGACAUGCUAGCAGUGCUGAAUGAGACCUCGCUCUUGGAGGAUAUAUGUGUGUGUGUGAAGUGCCAAAAGGUAAGCAAGAGGACUGUUUAAAUGAAUAAACUCUAUUGUUAACAAACUACAAAUAGCCCACGUCUCUGUUAUUCAGGGCUGGUGGAAAGUGAAGACCCUUUCUGCACCUUAAUCCUCCAGGGUUUGUAGAAUCAAUCAAGAGCUGGAACUCUUAAACUCGUUUCACCAGAUCACUCUCUUCCCAGAAGCAGCAAAUCACCUCCUGGCUAAUGAAGUAGGUAUCAGCUCACAGCUAUGCUCCAAAGCCAGUUGAGCUGUGUUAAUUACAGUACCAAUUAAUAUAUUGGGUAAGUAUAGGAUAAUAUGAUGUAUUCCUAACUUCUUGAAUGAAGCCUGACUCUCUGUAGUGACAGUGAUAAUUUUAUUAGCGGCAGUGUUGGCACCCUCAGUAUAACCAAGAGGGCAGCAAUGGUCUGUUGCCGUUUUCCUACCAUGAAAUUCAUGCAGAAUUCUCUUAUCUCAAAUUCACCCAUCUUGUAUCGCAGGCUAGCAGCCCCCUUCUUGUGAUCCAGUCUACUGCUGCUUAACUCCCAGUUACCUUACACAGCUGAGCUGGGAAAAGCUGCUGUAGUCAAAAGUAGUUCACCCUGGCCUACAUGUUCAGUGGUCUGAGCAAUAGUUGCUUUUCUGAGGAAUUUGCAUGCAACAGUUUAGUGUUUUGAGAUGAUGUCAGUGAAAUGAUAUCUCCUAAUUUCUGAGCCUAAAGCAGAUUCUCCUGCUACACUUAACCUAUUUUACAACCAUGAGGCCUAGAAAUGUCAAGAAAAAGGCAAGACUUUCAAUUAUAUAUUUACCUAACACUUUAUAUCCUACAGUCCCUGCCCU
Zootoca vivipara (common lizard) is the source of this 7850-nucleotide messenger RNA. RefSeq names its product isthmin 2 (gene ISM2). NCBI's taxonomy places the organism in Eukaryota, Metazoa, Chordata, Lepidosauria, Squamata, Lacertidae. The record is from RefSeq and is a predicted model, not a curated record.